Zootermopsis nevadensis is the source of this 6784-nucleotide messenger RNA. Lineage: Eukaryota; Metazoa; Arthropoda; Insecta; Blattodea; Termopsidae. The record is from RefSeq and is a predicted model, not a curated record.
UAUUGAUCCUGCGAGGAGCAGGGGUGGAGCGAGCUUGGUUGCUCGGUUGGUGGAUGUGCAAAACGGUGCCCUAUGUUCAAGGGGUGUCCGUGGCUGCGUCAGUUUACAGCCUGAUUGCCGUCUCGCUCGACAGAUUUCUUGCAAUCUGGUGGCCCCUCAAGUGCCAGAUCACCAAGCGGCGGGCCCGCUUCAUGAUCUUCUUCAUCUGGGUGAUCGCCCUCACCACGACGAUCCCCUGGGCCCUUUUCUUUGACCUGGUGAUCAUCUUCAACGACGCACCGGACGUCCAGCUCUGUGUGGAAGUGUGGCCAGACGCCCUGGACGGCACGCUGUACUUCCUCAUUGCCAACCUACUGUUCUGUUACAUCCUGCCCAUGAUUCUUAUAUCCCUGUGUUAUAUCCUAAUCUGGGUCAAGGUCUGGAAACGCACAAUUCCUACAGACACAAAGGACGCUCAGAUGGAGAGGAUGCAACAGAAAUCCAAGGUCAAAGUCGUCAAGAUGCUGGUGGCUGUCGUCAUAUUGUUCGUGCUGUCGUGGUUGCCGCUGUACGUCAUAUUCGCACGGAUCAAGCUGGGAGGGGACGUCGAGAUGUGGGAAGACGACAUCCUGCUGGUGGCAACGCCAAUCGCCCAGUGGCUCGGCGCGUCCAAUUCUUGCAUAAACCCGAUUCUGUACGCCUUCUUCAACAAGAAAUAUCGGAAAGGCUUCAUCGCCAUUUUGAAGAGCAGGCGCUGCUGCGGACAUCUGAGACAGCUAACUGAGGACACGUUUUGGAUGGAGGUCCAUGGAAAUGAGACGUACUUGCAACGACAUUACGAGUGUUCAACAUCCCUGAGAAAGGCAGUGCGCAAGUCGAAUGACACGGGCGUCAGCCCCAUGCAGUUACGGUCCACUGUUUCCUAGACUUUCGAUUCUUGCACCUUAAAGACAUCUACUCCUGAAGAAGUUAAAAAUGUGUAUCAAAUUCCAUUGUGAAGGUCGUGUCUUCAUACCACAUGUUCAUUAUAUGUGUCAUGUUGUUUCUAUGUUGAGACCUCGGUGCGCUGGCACGUCAUGAACAGACUGAGGAUUUAUGUAUUAUUUCUCACAUCAACUCGAAAAGAGUCCAAAUAAAUACGCACAAAAACUGAACUAUUUUUCAUCUGUGUAAGUUUGUUUGCUGUUUCAUGUUACUCUUGUAGUCAUGUUGGUAACAGCGUAUUGUCCGGAGUCAGGAGUUUUUUAAGAUUCAGAAUAUUAAGACUUUAAUUAACUGUGUUUGUCCCGUUUUGUGAAUGUUUUAGAGAAUUUGGAGAUCUGUUUUCUUGUACACAUCUACGCGUCCUAGACUUACUUUGUUCGGUACUCCAUUUUGUAACGCUAGAAUGCGUUUGAGCAGGAUAUAAGUAAAAACUGUUUUAAACCAUAACCCUUUUCUUGUUCAGUAGUAUUUGUAAAUGAAAAUAAAUACUAAAUAUGUAAUAAAAUGGCAACAAGGUUGUUUAUGAAUCUACAUUUUUCUUUGAAAUAUAUGGUAUGGUAUUGUACAUUUUCCACACACAGAAUUUUAAUAUAAUAUAUAAAUUAAAAACGCGAUCAUUUCAGAAGAUCAGGGCUGAAUUCACGUGUCGAAUAUAAAAAAUAUGAAGUGUGUUUAAUAGCAUCGACAUGAAAAUAUGGAAAAUAUAGCUUUCAUAAUUAAAGGUGAUAUAAAUACUACCAACUUAUAUGAAAGUAUGAAAACCGUACCCAGUGCUUGUAAAGCGGAUUCCCCACAUAUAUUCUGACUGCUACAUUAGAAUCAAUAUAGUACGUAAAUUGGGUAUCCAAAUGUCCCAGAAAUUCCAUGCAGGUAAAAUAUAAAAGUAGUUAUAAAUUCUCUUGUAUCCAGAUCUGUUUAUACUUCGUAAGAAUUUCAUAAGUUUUCCUCACACCACUACCAACCUUGAAAGUAAGACACACAAAUACAAUCUUCCACAUGAAGUAGCAACGAUAUUAAUUGGUAAGAGGGGAAUUUCUGUGUCCUCUGUAGCCUUUCGACAGAGCACAUUCUGGUGACACGUGACAAUGUUAUUUACAUUGUACGUAACUUAGUAAUUUCGUCUUUGCGUUUUUUUCAGAAGGAAACGCAUUUGGAUUUUAUGGAAAGGCAUACUUUGAAGUGGAUAGAAUACUGUUAUGUAUUCAUUAAUUCUAACGUAACACUUGGAGAUAAAUCCUCAGUCUAGUUUCGGAACAGUGGGACUGUAUAGCGUGUAAUAGCAGAUGUUGGAAAUAUUUUACGCCCGGUCACUUGUUGCUUCAAAACACUUUCCUGUCCACUGCAUUAAGAAGCAGACAAGCCGAUAUCUGUCACAACUGUAAACUAUGUGAUAAGACGUUUCUUUUCCGAGAAGUAGAUUUAAAUUAAUUUUCCCGAUUAAUUGUUCAUCAGAUAAUGAUGCUAUAUGGUAAUGUGAAGCUUUAAUGAGUAAGAAUCCAUGGCUUUUAGGUAAUCUUAGUGCAUAGUUUAACGUCACUUUAGAGACAUAUUACGUAUUUAACGAUGUAUCAUGUAUCGUUUUUGGUGCUGAAAAGCAAACAAUGCAGUUGGCCUAAGCCUCAAUCUGUAGGCAAUUUGAAAGUGUGACCACACUUAUAAAUGGUGAUUGAUAUAGCAUAGCAUAGUUACUCUUCGCUGUCAUAGUCCAGACGAGAACAUAUUACGUGUUAUGUACAGUUGCAACAUGCAUUGUAUAAUGUUUGACUAAUGUUGUUUAGUGAUGAAUGUACAUUUAAGGAAAUCGUUUUAGAAGUUAUAAAAGGUGAUGAUGAUGAUGAUAUGUUACAUUUGAAGUUUGUAUGAAUGUAAUAAAAAUAAUUUAGUUUUAUAAAUAUAAAUAUAAGACUUGAGCUGUGUCCACACGCAAGAAUAUGGCGUGUACCAAAAUGUAGUGUUUCUAUAUGAGAUUUCCAGACUGUGAAAGUAAUAAUAUUCUUACAUGUAGUAAUAUUGUUACAAGGUCGAAUCGAUUGAAACCGUGUGUGUAGUCAAAAUGAAGCUUGAUUUGUGAGAAAUACAAGUUUGAGAGCGUGGCAUUUGGUUUAUCGACCAGACAAUCACUCAAAUUAUUUUGUUUCAUCCUUAGCAAUGUCAGUUGGCGUUCGAAAAAGGUUAUUCAACGAGGAUGCAAAAAUUUUAUGUAGGCCUGAGAGAAAUUUCCGAACGAAGGAGAAUAAUGGCUGUUAGAAGAAUGUGACGACCAGGAAGGACUGAAAUGGUCCGCGGGUCCACGGUCACAAAAUCUUCAUCCUCAUUUUUCCAUUAGAAAGUCUACGAAACUGACAUUUAAUGUACAAAAUGUAACCAUAAGCAAGGAAAGAUUUUGUUCUACUUGUAUAUGGUUGUACAUGGAGCAAUGCAGAGAUUUAUGGCAGUGAAACACGUUCAGUAACAGCCCAUUUAAGAAGAAGAUUUGAACUGAGUGUCACAUAUUAGCAAACACCACCUCAGUCCCUUUUCACAACGGCGUAAGGCGUCCUCAGAUUGCGAAUGGAAGUGACGGCUACAGAUGUUAACGACAGCUGCGAAUAUAUUAAAUACUUCUUAUAAAUACGUAAAAUAAUAUAUUUCUACAGGUGCUUUAGAAAUUAUUUAUGUUACAAACAUAGACUUAAUACAUUUGUUUGUGUACGUAUGCACAUGUGUAUAUAUACACAAGAACGUUAUAUGUUACUUCCUGUUUGGAUGAAUUAUGCCAGUAUUUGAUCGAUACCUGAUACAUUAUAUCUUUCCAAAUUUGCAAUAAGUCUCAGCCUCAAAGCAACAAGACUCAGGAAGUAAUUGAUACGUUGUUUGUAUUUCAACCAGCCUAAUAUCGUUACGACAUGAAGGAACGGAAAAAGAAUCUGAUGGAAAUAAUUCUUUCUCUUAUAGAAAUUAAUGGGAAAAUCUACAAGCAGAUCACCAUCUUAAAUAUAUUUAUGCCUUAAUAAAUUCGCAUCAUAUUUUUGUUCUUACUGUUUGUUUCAAUAAUAACAUAACUUUCUAGCAACUUUUAUCACCAGCAUUUAUUUAAGACGUAUUAUGCCAGACGAGUUUCAGUUCCAUGCAUUUGUCCGGAUUGGCUCUCUGUUUCUUUCAGGCAAACGUCCAAAUGUAUCGUCCAAGAAAUUGUAAAACGCCACAAUUAUUUCUCGUUACAUAUUAAAAUCACAAUUAAAUAUAAUCUAAAAUACGAGAGUGUUCAUAAUUUAAUGAAUACUAACGUCAACCAUUGUAAUAAAUUGUAAAUUUACUUUCACUGCUCAUAUGUGUUAUCUCCCUUGUAAUUAUGUUUAAUAAUAUAACAAAAACAUCACAAAAGUUUGGCAUCUAGAUGCAAUGUAAAUAUUUUACAUUUUUAAAUCAAGCAGAAAUCAUUAAAUAAAUAAUAUGUCCCAGACACCAAUGUGCUCUUAGAUUUAAUCACCAAUACGGAUUUAACCAUGUGCCGUAAUGUAUUAGUGGGUUGGUAAGACUGAGACUCGGCAAAGAAAAAAAAAGUGCCGACUGUAGUGAGCGCCCUCUUAUGUAACAGCUUCGACAAAACACCACCUAGCGACAAGAGCUCUCCCAGUUUACUACGGACCGAACCAUUCGUAAGUGCCAAGCGACGCGGAGGACGCCCAUUUCCGCAUAACCUACAAAAUGGACAGAUCAUCUACACCUCAAAAUCACUGGAAGAUGGGACAGAAUUUCAACUCAGUUAAAAGCGAGGUAACUCGUUAGAAUCUCAACUGUAGUACCGCCUAUUCAAAGAUUUCUCGUUGUUUUCCGCAGUCGCUACAGGCAAAUGCCACGACGGUAUCCUGGCUUAGUCAGCAGUCAACGUUCUGAAUUCCUCAUUCGCAGUUGUCAUAUAAUUUCUAAAGGGAUAUUUUAUGACCAAAAUAAGUUUAAAAGUUACUUUAAGUACAACCGCCAAGCAAAUUGUAAAUUGUUACCUUACGUAUGGAAUUAAAAUAUUUUGGUAAGUAUAUUAACCAGAAACAUUUGUUGCGGAUAUGCUGUGUAGCUUGCCUGCCAGUGGCGUGUGUCGAAUUGUGUCAUCUUGUGGCACACACGAUCAAACCAAAAACACAAAAUCCUUUAUUAACGCUAGGUUUGUUUAUAUGUCGUCGUGAAUAAACUGAUCUUAUAUUAGGCCUAUAUUUUGUUACAUUUUUAUUUGUUGAAUUAAUUUUUGUAUAAUUUUAUGUUCUCACAGCUGUGAGUCCGAAAAUGGCUGUCUUCUGUGUCACAGCGCUGUGUAGUCUCACAGACGUUUACCGACGUUUCAGAAGUCCUUGCCUCCAAAAUCAGGGCGAUAAUGAUGGCGCUUGAGGCAACAAGUAUCUCUGAAACGUCGGGAAUCUUCUACCAGGCUACACUGCAGUUACAAGCAGAAGAUAAUAGACUUUCUCAUUCGGGUUUGCAAUAUGUAUCGCGGUUCACACAGAAUUUUGUACAUUAACAAUAUUUGAGAGUGAAUAAUAAAUGACAGAAAUUGACUAAAUAAAAUAUAUAAAUUAAAAAGGAAUGUCUAGGAAAACGUCUGUGUGCAGUGCAUGUGAAUGAAUAUAAAGCUUCGACGGUUUAACUAAGUAAGAGCAAAACCGAAUUAUGAGAUCACUGAACAAAACCUCGCUACAAAAACACGAAAUCGUGAACUGCUGGUCACUUAAAGAAAUGCAUUCGAGUUAAAAUGUCGCUGCGCACCGGCGAAAUAACACUGCUCGAAGCAGUUAUAUUCGCGUCAACAUUUAGAUCUUCCAAAGUAAUAUUUUCCAAACUCGACCAAGCCACUGAGCAGUCGCGUUGCAGCUCGCCUCAAGAUUCAGAUCGUCCUGAUUGUGAAGGCAGCUUCUAUGAAACGUCGGAAAACUUCUGCCAGACUGCGUAACAACCCAGAGGACAGCCAUAUUCUUACUCGCCGCCUUUAGAAUCUGAAGUCUCACUGGUCUCGGACAUUUUAUUUCGUUGGAAGACAUUCAACGACCAGAACAUGAAACAUGAUUCAUAAAUACAAGUUAGCGUUUAUCAGUCGAAUCAAAGGGUUAAAAGUAUGUUGCUGCAUCAUCAUGCAUUAAAUAAUCAUGAAUCAGUAGUCACACUUCAGUUCUAGAUAAAUUGGUGAUGUGUUGUUUUCACGUUAUACAAAAUUCGCCUGCAAGUUCUGACGUGAUAAUAUUUGUGAGUAGAUACAUGUCACCCUGCCCUCACGAUACCCCAUAAAAUAAGGUUUCACAAAAAAUAAAAACCAACUAUCCUUCACAGGCUAACUUUUCAACAAAGAAAUAUAUAUAAGUAAUUAUUGGUGUGUGAGUAAAUAUCUUUGAGAAGUCAUAGCAAGUAGUUUGUGCUGAAUUUCAUAAGUAAAACAAAAAGUUACUCGAGUAAUAGAGAUCUCUCAUGUGCGACACACUUACAAACUUGCUGUGGUUCAUUAUGUAAUGCUCAAAACAUAACCUAGCUCAAGGAAUCUUUUGUUGUGAAUGAGGUGUUUCUUCUAUCGGAAUAUAUUUACAAUUUACUAUUUACAAUUUACAGGUUAUCUGGUUUAAAUUCAUAACAUCUGUUGAGAUUUGUAGAGAUACCUCGAAAAAAUAAUCAUUAUGUGUGUGUACAUGUACAUAAUUGUAAUAAUCAGUGGAUAUUGUAAAAAAAAGAAAGAGAUGUUGCCAACUUAAAGACUGCUAUUUUAGUUCCAUGCCAUCCUCAAAAAUGAGUUGGAAACAUUUCUGUAGACUACAUUUAUGUGUGACAAGCUCUGGAAAUAAAGACGUUCGUACUGCCAAACCUA